AGCCGCCAAACGCCAAACGUACUACGCAUGCUCAACACCAUUGCUCGUCUUUAUCCGUAGUACUGUGAAGAUCGUGUAUCAAUGCUCUACUGCGUCUGCCGUCAGCCAGAGUAGAACGUUUUGCCAACAAUUACAUAUUGUGGAUCCUGUAGAUAUUCGAACUACAGAUUCUUGUAACAAUAAAUCUAUAAAGACUGAGGAACCUUCACUCCCAAACUGGGGCAUUUUCUUGGUAAUAUCAGCAUCAAAACCAUCAACAACUUAGCUCAACCCCCGCAAAGCAUCACCAGAGAACAAGGAGUUCUAACCGCAUCCCAUCGCAUUUUGAUGAAAUAUAAAACAAUAAUAAAGUCCUGCAUACCACUUCUCAUAAAGCCGAAUAUACGUAGUUUCGAGUAACCAACGAAAGAAAUCACACCGAAUCACAGCAGGCAUCGCAAUCAUGGCAAGCACGAACUCGUACAACCACCUCCCCACCUACCUCCCCUCAUCCACCUACCCGCUCCUGCUGCGCACCCUUGAGCCCGAGGACAACGCCGCCUUCGCCGCCAUACUCUCGGACCCGCGCAACACGGACAUGGAGUCCGCCGAGGUCAAACAGGCCAAGCCCAUGGAGCUCUCGACGGCGACCUCGGCGAUCGCGCGGAUGCGCGACAGCGCCGCCCAGGCCACCGUCGUCUCCGCGCCUUCUUCUGAUGGUGGUGAUGCGAGGGGCAAGGUUCUGCGGGGCCCCGGGCGCGUGAACCUCGUCAUCGUGUACCUCGGCCAGGAGGGCACGGAGGAGGGCGACGAGCUGAGGAAGAAGGGCGGGCUGGUGAUCGGCAUCGGCGGGUUCGGGGGCAUCAAAGAUCUGUCGCACGGCACGGGUGAGGAAGAGGGGGUUGUCAGGGCCGGGGAUGUGGGGGCCAUGAUCAAUACUGAGUAUCGCGGACGUGGGUUCGCGAAGGAAUCCGUGAGACUGGCGAUGGAGUGGGGGUUUAAGAGUGCAGCAGGAGGGGGUUUGCAGCUGGACAAGAUCACGGCGACUACAUUGAAGAACAACGUUGCGAUGGUCAAGGUCCUUGACAAGUUCGGAUGGAAGGGUCAGGACAAGACGAAUGAGGACGGACUAGAAGAGCUAGAUUAUGAGAUGACCUGGCAGGAGUGGGAGAAUAAAUAGGGGGCUUGCCGGCCCAGUACAUUCUA
Molecule: messenger RNA, 1185 nt
Organism: Truncatella angustata
Lineage: Eukaryota; Fungi; Ascomycota; Sordariomycetes; Amphisphaeriales; Sporocadaceae
Product: GNAT domain-containing protein
Exons: 1
Coding region: 443-1159 (238 amino acids)
Molecular function (GO): acyltransferase activity, transferring groups other than amino-acyl groups
Source: RefSeq, a predicted model, not a curated record